AUGGAGGAACCCACAAUCCCGGAGCCUCCUCCGGUUCCCCAGACUGAACCACAAGGUUUCAGUAAAUCCAAUCGAACCUGGACCACUCCCGCCGACUUAGACACCAUGUGGAGCUCCGGCCGCAGCAAUGGGCGCGCGUCAAUCUCAUCCGGUUCUGAUAGACCUAAAUCACAAGCGGGCGAAGUAGCCGAAACCGCAAAGGCAGGUUCCAGCGGGUUUUCCAAGCUACUGAAUGCUCGGCGGAAGCGAAAGAAGGAGAAGGAGCAGAAGCAAACGGAGGAACUGUCACUAGUCUCGGAGAAUGAUCGGGACCUACAGGAGAGUCGAUCAAACGAGUCUCGCGGCGAGUCCUCGUCGGCGAAUGACAAUCUGAACCCGCCGGGCGAAGUCAUCAAUCUUCUAACUGACGAUUCUGAGCCUGAUCGGACUCCUCCUCUCACUACUCGAAAUUCCCAUACCGGCUUCUUCACUUCCUCCUCACCAUUAAUCAAGACUACCUCUGUGGACCCGAAUGACACCGACGAGGCGCAGGCAGACGCCGAAUCCACCGUCAGUGGGCCAAGUGCAACUGGCUCGGAGACUUUCCUGGAAGGAGAACUCUCCAGACCCGCUACCUCAUCGGGCCCUAUGUUGAGUAUCCCAGAGGAGCGCAGCAGUAAGAAGCGCAGCGUCUCGCCGGGCAGGCGGCUGAAAAAAGCGUUUAGCUCAAAUUCAAACAAGAAGGAUUCCAGUCGCGAACGAGCACCUUCUACCUCGGGCGAGAGCAAGACGAGCGGCGGCCUACUAAGCAGAAGAAGCAGCCUCUCGUCGAAGCGCAGCCAGACCAUGUCCAUCGAGCCCCCGCCUGUACCCACACCAAUUCUGACGGACGUCAAGGAGGACAAGCCUCUGCGGAUUCCUGAUGGACCCAACCCGCCGAGAACGCCGCCACAUACUGCGCAUCCUGCACCUCAAACCACCGUGACCCCUCCCACUCCGACUAAUAGUCGCUCAGAAUUCCCUAAAUUAUUCUCCUCCCCUGACGUCACAGAGUCUCCAGAGUCCGUCAAGUCGAAGGACCUACUACCGUCAGGCGUCAUUGUAAGCACGUCUGGAAACAUGAUCUCGCACCGACGCGUGCGGUCUGCAUCCUCCGCGUCUCACAAGCCUAGUAAACUCUCAAACUCUAUAUCCGCGUUGACCCCUACCGCCGAAGAACCUAAAUCUACUUCCAGGUCUCCGUCCAGCAACCAGCAAACUGGUUUCUUCUCCUCCGUAUUUUCCGCCGCCCAGAAUGCCGCGUCGACUCUGAGUAGCAGCCUCAAUCCACAAGCCAAGGCACGAACAGUGGCCCAACCUGAACUUGCAGCCUCCGACGAAUCACAGCCCAAGGGCACAGCGGAAGGCUCGAAAGAGAAUGAGAGGCCAACUGGGGAGAGGAAACCAUCUGCCAUCGAUACGCUGGGGUCUGGAGACUUAAAUUUCAGCCAUCUUGACAUUGAUGUGCCUUCUGGCGGCGUUUCGACUCCCGAUGGCGUUGUGAUCACGAAGCCUGAUAGGGCGCCUGAGAAACGUGCCGCAUACCAGAAGGAUGAGGAGGCAGCAAGACUUGAGGAUCAACACGCUGCGCGUGCGGUCUAUAUGGCUUAUGAAAAACCUUCUGAACAAUCGUCAGCGCAUCCGGCGGAGGAGGGCCUGGAGUUGCAAUCAACCAACUCCCUUUCACGCACAGAUGAUCAGACCACUCCGAGCGGUAGCAUAUUCGAGGGCGAAAGUGGCACUCGGCCUCAUCGAAGCGGAAGCGUGCGAAGUCGACUGGCUCAGAGGCGUCAUCGAGGCUCUUCCGGUGCGACCGCAUCAACGGUGGGACUGGUUGGGGCUAGCGCCAUUGCUCUGGGGGUACCGGGCGCCAAUGCCAGUGUGCCUCGCCUGACCGGGUUCGCUGUGGCGAGCAAGAAGAGGAACCGGGAUUUCCAUCAACUGUUCCGUAGUGUUCCCGAGGAUGACUACCUCAUUGAAGAUUACAGCUGUGCCUUGCAGAGAGAGAUCAUCCUGGCGGGGCGUAUCUACAUCUCCGAAGGGCACAUUUGCUUCUCCAGCAAUAUCCUUGGCUGGGUUACCACUCUCGUCAUCAGUUUCGAUGAAAUCGUCGCCAUAGAGAAGGAAUCAACCGCGAUGGUGUUUCCCAAUGCAAUAGCCAUCCAGACAUUGCAUGCUCGUCAUACAUUCCGAAGUCUACUCAGUCGAGAGUCCACCUAUGACCUGAUGGUAAACAUCUGGAAGAUCAACCACCCGGCCCUCAAGAGCUCCGUCAACGGAACCAGGGUUGCGACCGGUACCGGUGAUAAAACCGAAAAGGCUGGCGAGAGCGAUGUUGAGAGCGAUGUUGACGAGGAAGACGAGAUCUAUGACGAGGAUGAGGAGGGAGACAAUGCUGAAAGCGUCUUCGGACCAGGAGGCGCCAGUGCGAACGGCAGCGAGCGCUCACUCCCUACGAAAGGACUCAGCCGGCAAGCCUCCGGCCUGCUUCAGAAUGGCAAUGGUACAGCGCCGACUGCGAUGCCCAACUUCAACGGAGAGUCGAAGUCUGGCAAACCGAGUCCAGGUGGGGAUGCAGAUGCUGACUUCCCGGGCCCGGCGACUCACCCGCCAACGGAGUAUACCGAGCCCAACGGCCAGUAUGACAAAGUCAUCAAAGACGAAAUCAUCCCAGCUCCUCUCGGUAAAGUGUAUUCUUAUGUCUUUGGACCGGCAUCCGGCUCGUUCAUUCCCAAGUUUCUUGUUGAAAACCAGAAGUCGGGCGAACUCCAGUUCGAGAGUGAAACGAAAGGCCUUACAACCGAAAGCCAAACCAGGAAGUAUUCAUACAUCAAACCACUCAAUGGCUCCAUUGGUCCCAAGCAGACCAAGUGCAUCAGCACUGAAACCUUGGAUUUUCUGGACCUAGAGAAAGCUGUUCUCGUCACGCUUUCGACACAGACUCCCGAUGUGCCAAGUGGGAAUGUAUUUUGCACCAAGACCAAAUAUUUGUUCACAUGGGCACCGGGCAAUCAAACACGGUUUUUUAUGACUUGCACGAUUGAAUGGUCGGGCAAGAGUUGGUUGAAAGGUCCUAUCGAAAAGGGUGCCAUUGAUGGCCAGACCACAUUCGGCAACGAGCUUGUCGCUGCCCUCAAAGCCGCUGUUGCUCCCCGUGCUCGUGGCGCUGGCGCUACCAAAGCAGGCGGUAAAAAUGGUAAACGUAGAAAGACCGAUACGGGGCCCGAAGAGGCAGCCACUGCGGCCUCUAACACAACUCAGGGUGCGAAUGUGUCGCAUGCCAAGUCUUGGGGUUUUCUAGAGCCGGUCCAUGGGCUGCUUGGGCCUGUUGUGGAUAUCCUCAAACCGGUGUUGAAUGGCAAUGUUGCUGUUCUGGUUAUUGGCAUUUUGCUUUUCAUGGUCUUGUUCCGAAGCCCUUCUCAAGCCUCGCGGGUGUCGCAUGAUAUAGGAUGUCCUGGUUAUUCCUUGCCUCAGCGGCUGGCUGCCUAUGAAGAGAUGUGGCGAAGGGAGGAGAGUGAACUCUGGAGCUGGCUGGAGGAUCGAGUUGGCAUGGAGGGGAUGGCCUUUCCGGCAGCUAGCCGACCCACCGAUUCCCAGCUGCGCCAAGGUUCCCUUCAGCUGCAGGACAAGCUGCGCAAUGAGAGGAUGUCUGAUCGCGAGGUGAACCAUGCUAUCAGGACUACUCGCGAGCGGCUCGACGUCCUCGAAGAGAUGUUGAGCAGACGAAACUCGCAAAAGACCACCGACGAUGAGGCGCUACAUCGAGAACUGUGA
Aspergillus viridinutans is the source of this 3792-nucleotide messenger RNA. RefSeq names its product GRAM and VASt domain-containing protein. Gene Ontology annotation, cellular component: plasma membrane; endoplasmic reticulum membrane; endoplasmic reticulum-plasma membrane contact site. Lineage: Eukaryota; Fungi; Ascomycota; Eurotiomycetes; Eurotiales; Aspergillaceae. The transcript is spliced from 3 exons. Gene Ontology annotation, biological process: intracellular sterol transport. The record is from RefSeq and is a predicted model, not a curated record. Gene Ontology annotation, molecular function: sterol binding; sterol transfer activity. Bases 1 to 3792 code for a protein of 1263 amino acids.